Molecule: messenger RNA, 3422 nt
Organism: Drosophila willistoni
Lineage: Eukaryota; Metazoa; Arthropoda; Insecta; Diptera; Drosophilidae
Gene: Toll-9
Product: toll-like receptor 2
Exons: 5
Coding region: 427-3201 (924 amino acids)
Biological process (GO): inflammatory response; toll-like receptor signaling pathway; immune response
Cellular component (GO): membrane
Molecular function (GO): transmembrane signaling receptor activity; protein binding
Source: RefSeq, a predicted model, not a curated record
AGUUUGUGUCCGGAGCGUCAGAGAAACGGUUGGCCAACAAGAAUAAAAAUAAAACCCCAUAAACGGAUUAAGUUUAACUAAAAAGAGAAAGAGAGGGAGAGACAGAAAGUGCGGCGGAAAUGCGAAAGGCAAUAAACUGGGAGCAGACACCUCGUCCCAUUAUCAUUUUUUUUGUUCCUUUUUUUCUUAAUUUCUAAAUGUGAAAGUGCAAAGUGAAAUGCCAAGUCAAUGGACAUUGGCUUAUCCCUCGUCCUCCUACUAUUAAUUAUCAUCAUCAUACUGGAUAUUUAACUACAAAUGACAGUGAAAGAGAAAGUGAAAAGUCAACAUAAGCCGAUAAUAUAAUAUAACAUAAGAUAAAUAUAAUUCACCACCUGUAGACAAACUCGAUAAAAAGAGAAGAAAAAAAAAACUCUGAUCUAUAAAAUGUAUUUCAACAAUUUUCUCUUGAUAUUCAUAUUUGUGUUUGGUUUGCUAACAAUCCAUGGCCGACUAGUGAUACCCUCUGCAUCGUCAAAAGUUCUCGACAAAUUGGGUAUCUCCAAUUUUGAUUUGGAAACCGAUGAAAACGAUAGUGGCCAAGAAACAGAAUCGAAUUCAGAGAGUCGCGAAUCGGAUGAUGAAACGGAUUUGAAAUCCAUUUUACUCAAAUACGAUACAGACGAUGGCAAUUCCUGUCUAUUGGAUUUAAUUAAAGAUGAAAUUUUAUGGUGGACAUAUCCAAAUGGUAGUCUAAAGGAGGUCAAUCUAAAAUACUCCAAGAACUUGUAUUUGGAUAUGUCGCAUGGUAAUCUAGGAGAAGAUGUUGAUUUGUUGCAACAAACGGAAUUGCAAUUUAGAUUCCUUGGCUUUAGGAAAGUGGAAAUAUUCUCGGCAGCCUUUAAUCAGUUAAGCUCAGUGCCUUAUGACACGCUUGGCACAAUUAGGAAAAGCCUUAAGUAUCUGUCAUUGCGAGGCAAUGCAUUUUCCGAUAUUUUACCCGAUGCUGAAGCAUUUGAGAGAUUUUUAAAUGAGACACGUUAUGAAACAGCUAACAAUAAUAAUCACAACCAACAAACACAACACGAAUGUGAGCAAAUAUUGGCAAUGAAUAACACUGAUCUAUAUAAUCGGGAAUGUAUAUUAUACAACAACAACAACAACAACACAAACACUAACACCAAUACACACAUUAGCCAAAAGACAUAUGAAGAUUUUUUGCGUUAUUAUGUGAAACAAUUGCAACUUCUUGGAAGACCAAAGAAGCAGACAAUGGCAUGGGCCACAUUUCCCAAAUUACCACGUCUCAUAGAAUUGGACAUUAGCAAUUGCAGCAUAGAGUAUAUAUCGAAAGAAACCUUUCAAAAUAUCACCAAUCUGAGAAGACUUUUCAUGUCAAACAACAAGAUAAUGGCCAUUAAUGGGGAUACGUUUGACUAUAUACAAAAAGUGCAAUAUUUGGAUUUAUCAUUUACCAAUGUUUUGAGUUAUAACUAUCAAUGGACCAAGACCACUUUGGAGAUGAUUGUGAAUCUUGUGUAUGGCUUGAAGGUACAUCAAAAUACGUUUAAACUGCUACCCGAGCUAGUCUAUCUGGAUCUAUCGCAUUCAAAAAUGACACGUAACAGUGCUGUGGCCUUUACUCAUUUGGGCAAUAAGCUGCGUUAUUUAAGUCUCUGCUAUACGGCAUUUCCCAUGGUUAGCAGUGCCAUAUUCAAGAAUACCGCACUCGAGGGUCUGGAUUUGUCGGGCAAUCCAUUCAUCUCGUAUAACAUUAUUGAUGAUGCCUUUGAUGGUAUAGCGGAUACAUUGCAAUAUCUAUAUUUUGAACGCUCCAAUUUAAAGAAUAUCGCUUGGUCCCGACCAUUGGCCAAGCUAAGGGUUCUUGGUUUGGCCGGUAAUAAUAUCAAUGCAUUGAGUCCCACCACAUUUGAGCCCCUCGAGAGUCUGCAAUUACUGGAUUUAAGCUCGAAUCAUGUGGGCAAUUGGUAUCGAAGUGUAUUUAGCAGAAAUUCGGCAUUGCGUUUCCUUAAUUUACGUAGCAAUAACAUCAAUGUUCUUACGAGUGAAAUGCUUAAGGACUUUGAGACAUUAUCCUAUCUGAGUUUGGGCGAGAAUAACUUUAUUUGUAGUUGUCUAUUGAGAGAUAUCAUCGAGGUGGCUGCUGGCAAUAAUAAGGAUGCAGAAUGUUCAUAUAACCUUUUCAAUCGUUACGAACUGAAUGAAAGUUACUCCAAUUUGACACACAAUCUUUGGCUGGAACGCUAUGUGCCACAGCUUACGGAGAGUUAUCACAAUUUGCUGAAUUACAAGCGGGUAAAUCAAAAAUUUAAACUACGCUUCUUCUCUCAGCUCAAUUACAAAUCCUUGUUGACCAAAUGUCCGGCUGAGCAGCCAUAUCAAUUGAACGAAUUUCUUAAUGAUACGACACUAAAAUUCCAAUUGCUCGACUAUGAUGCGCAGCAUUAUUGGUGUUUCAAUGAGACAGAUCAAGUUCUGUUGGUAGAUCAAUUGAACUGUCAGUCACGUACGCUUAUUAUCCUUGAAACGGAAUUGCAUAGCGUGACCACAAUAGUCAUUGCAGUGGUGGCCUCUAUAGCGGGUAUAUCCAUGCUGGCAUUGAUCAUUUAUCUCAAACGUUGGCACAUCCAUUACUAUUAUUCGUCAUUGAAAUCCGCUGCCCUGCUAUCAAGUGCAUCCAAGGAGAAUCCUCCAUUGUUGACGCCUUUACAAGAUCCCAAUGUGGUUUACGAUAUAUUCAUUAGCUAUUGCCAAAAUGAUAGAUCCUGGGUUUUGGAAGAGCUGCUGCCAAAUGUAGAAGAAACUGGCGAUAUAUCAAUAUGCCUGCAUGAGCGUGACUUUCAGAUCGGUGUCACAAUAUUGGAUAACAUUAUCUCCUGCAUGGAUCGUUCGCAUUCCUUGAUGCUAAUCAUAUCAUCAAAAUUUCUACUAAGUCAUUGGUGUCAAUUCGAAAUGUAUUUGGCCCAACAUCGCAUCUUUGAGGUCAGCAAGGAACAUUUGAUACUUGUCUUCUUAGAGGAUAUUCCACGCAGUAAGCGACCCAAGACAUUGCAAUACCUAAUGGAUGUGAAAACUUAUAUAAAAUGGCCAGCCGGUAAAGGUGAUAAACAACCAAAAUUAGAGGAGCGUAAACUAUUUUGGAAACGCCUAAGAAAGUCAUUAGAGGCAAUUGGCAUACAUUCCACAGAAUGGCGGCUCUGAUAGAAUCUAAAACUUACUCAAUAAGAGGAUCCUAGUCAGUUAUUUAAGUACCUGAAGUUUAUUUAUAUAUGUACAUACAUACAUACAUAUUUGGCAAUCCGUUUGCCUAAUUGGACACCAUUAUUUUUUACCUCCGAAAUUCGGGGCUUGACCUAAGAUAAAAUGAAGAAAAUGUUUUUAAGUACUUGUGUAGAAAUUCAUAUAACCGCGAUUAGCUUACC